Messenger RNA from Carassius gibelio (silver crucian carp), 4423 nucleotides. Its product is annotated as cytohesin-2-like. The transcript is spliced from 12 exons. The record is from RefSeq and is a predicted model, not a curated record. Gene Ontology annotation, molecular function: guanyl-nucleotide exchange factor activity. NCBI's taxonomy places the organism in Eukaryota, Metazoa, Chordata, Actinopteri, Cypriniformes, Cyprinidae. The coding region runs from base 104 to 1354 and encodes 416 amino acids. Gene Ontology annotation, biological process: regulation of ARF protein signal transduction.
UCCUCCUUUGUCUGAGUCCUUUCGCUCCUCCGCCUAGUUAUUUAUUUAUUUCCUUUUCGUUUGUGGGGUAUAUUUUUAUAUAUCCUUAUCUCUCGGUUAUUGAAUGACACUCGAUUCCGACACAUAUAUGCCUAAAAGCAAAGCCCCCAAAAUGGAUGAUGUGGACUACAUCCCAGCGGACCUGAGCCCGGAGGAGCGCUCCGAGCUGGAGGAGAUCCGGCGCAGGAAGGGGGCGCUGCUUCUGGAGAUCCAGCGGCUGAAGGAGGAGCUGAGGGAAGCCAUCAUAGAGGUGGAGGGGCUGGAGAGCAGCACGGACGGCAGUAAAACAUUACAGAAGAGUCGGCAUGUGGCCAUGGGCAGGAAGAAAUUCAACAUGGACCCGAAAAAGGGCAUUGUGUUCCUAGUGGAGAAUGAGCUUCUUAGACACACUUCAGAGGACAUUGCCCAGUUUCUGUACAAAGGAGAAGGACUCAAUAAAACUGCAAUAGGAGACUAUCUGGGUGAAAGAGAUGACUUCAAUAUUAAAGUAUUGCAAGCUUUUGUGGAUCUUCACGAAUUCACGGAUCUGAACUUGGUACAAGCCCUUCGGCAGUUCCUGUGGAGCUUCCGCUUGCCCGGCGAGGCUCAGAAGAUCGACAGGAUGAUGGAGGCUUUCGCACAGAGAUACUGUCACUGCAAUCCUGGAGUCUUCCAGAGCACAGACACCUGUUACGUGCUGUCGUUUUCCAUCAUCAUGUUGAACACCAGUCUGCACAACCCCAACGUGCGGGACAAGCCCUCGGUGGAGCGCUUCAUCAGCAUGAACAGAGGCAUCAACGACGGAGGAGAUCUACCCGAGGAUCUGCUCCGAAAUCUGUAUGACAGCAUCAAGAACGAGCCCUUCAAGAUCCCAGAGGAUGAUGGGAAUGACCUGACGCACACUUUCUUCAACCCGGACAGAGAAGGCUGGCUCCUCAAACUGGGAGGUCGUGUGAAGACAUGGAAGAGACGGUGGUUCAUUCUGACUGAUAACUGCCUCUAUUACUUUGAGUACACAACAGAUAAGGAGCCCAGAGGCAUCAUACCAUUAGAGAACCUGAGCAUUCGAGAGGUUGAAGAUCCCAGAAAGCCAAACUGUUUUGAGCUGUACAUCCCUAAUAACCGCGGGCAGCUGAUAAAGGCGUGUAAGACGGAGGCCGACGGUCGAGUGGUGGAGGGAAACCACAUGGUGUACCGGAUCUCAGCUCCCACCCCGGAGGAGAAGGACGAGUGGAUCCACAGCAUCAAAUCCGCUGUGAGCGUGGACCCCUUCUACGAGAUGCUUGCAGCCAGGAAGAAACGCAUUUCUCUAAAGAAGAAAGAAGAGCAGCCCUGAAAGUCCUCCGCUCCUCCUCAAUCCAUCCAUCCAUACGCUCCCUCCAUCCUCUGGGAAACCAGUGAUGCUUCAUUAAGGUGGCUCUCAUCCUCUCAUCAGAUCAGUCUGUUAUUCUGGUUCAUGGAGAGAUGGAUGUCGUUUGGGAAGCAGAACGACAUCAUCUCGGGUCUGGAUUGCGGUGGUCUGGACUGCAGCUCUUAUCUCCACACUUCUCCUACACUUGCACACUACACAGUGUUAUUCACGAUCACACUAGUCUGUACAGAUUCUCACUGUGUUAUGCUGACGUUGAACCUGCAUUAUUCUCCAUCCUCAUCUCACAGUUCCUGCUAUUUACAGCGUUGCACUGUGAAGUUCUUACACAAACAGGGUAGACGUCCAAACAGCCUGAUCGGUGUAUUCAUCUUCUUCAUCAUCUUCAUCAUCAGGGACGGAUCUAACGAGCCUUUAGCAGAGACGAGCGGGACGUUUGCUUCACGCUGGAGGCUUUUGUUAGUUCAGUCGCUGGUGAUUUACUGAGUCUGUUCUGCUGCCUGUCUUAAUGUUAUUUCGUCUGAACUGACACUAUUUAUCUCAGACUUUUUUUACGUUAUAAAUGAAGAUGUAAAUGAAGGUGUUCACACCACAUAUCGAGCGCUACUGAGUUCACCUGUUAUAUAUCACUUCAGCUUUUACACUAAUGUUGGUAUCGGCCGCAUGGUAUUCCCACCGGUGAUGUCACUUCCUGUGUACAGUUGUGUUUUCCUCCACUGACCCAUCAGAACAUCUGUAGGAACGCACGUCAUUACAUGUGAAUCCUCGCAUAAGCUCCUUCACUUUGAGAAAAGAGCCUUAAAAGUCCCACAGCCCUGUUUCUGAAUGUUCUUACACUAGUGUUUCAACUGAACUCACGAAAACAUGUCCAGAUUAUACCGCACACUAACAGAACAGAUUUUGUGUCAUAAAAAUGCUGAUUUGUAUUUAUUUAUUAUUAUUUGGCAUUAUUUCCAUAACCAAGCAGCACAUUUCCUCCUGGAUGCAUACAGGCCUUUGGUGGGGUGAUAUCGAAUUUUAAAUUUUUCUGAAAUUUGGAAUGAGAUUUGACUCAUGAUCUUGACAGACUCGGUGAGAUUCGCUCUCUGACUUUUUCCUACCAUAAGCAAAAUAAAAAAUGUAAAAAGAUGUUAUUAAAGGACUGAUUAUGGUAUUUGCUGAAAAUGUACUCACCCACAGUCCAUUCGAGAUUUUUCUUCAUCAGGUUUGUAGAAAUGUAGCAUUGCAUCAGUGUCUCAUCAAUGGAUGCUCUGCAGUGAAUGGGUGCCGUCAGAAUGAGAGUCCAAACAGCUGAUAAAAACAUCACAGUAAUUCAGAAAAGUUUUAAAGAUGGAUUUGUUUAACUUCAAACUGUUGAAUAUAUGAGUCUAUAAUGCAUAACAACACUUCCUCCAGUGAAUAAAUCAUCUGGUCUGAAUCAGGAGAGAAAUCUGCACAGAUUUACCUGAUGAAACCACUCUAACAGGCUGGAUUUUCAUGUAUGUUUUCACUGGAGGAAGUGUUAUUAUGGAUUAUGGAAUCAUUAAAUUAGUUAUAAACGUCUUAAUGCUGGAUUUGUUUCAGCUUUUGUCUUUCUUCAGAUGUUAACUGAUGGACUGGAGUGCUGUGGAUGUUUUUUUAGCUGUUUGGACUCUCAUUCUGACGGCACCCAUUCACUGCAGAGCAUCCACUGAUGAGACACUGAUGCAGUGCUACAUUUCUCCAAAUCUGUUGCCAUCAAGCCUGAGAGUGAGUGCAUUUUCAGCAAAUGUUCAUUUUAUGGUGAGCUAUUCCAAUUUGAAGUCCUAUCUUCCCGAAUGUGUUUGCUAUGGCAGAGAACGACGUGUCAUGAAAAGAUCCCGAUCCUGAUGUGUACCCGCCGAAGCGAUGACCUGCUGCUUGUGUGAACACUAGUCACUCCUCUUACUCAGUGCUGUCUGUUGGGUUUGAAGGAGUCCAUGGCAGCUUUUUCCACUGUACUUUAUAUUUUGUCUUUUCUGUUUAUAAAUACAUGUUGUUAUGAUUGUUUACAACACAAAUUGAUGGCAUUUUUAUUUAUUGUUUUUUAGUUCUUUCUUUCUAUGUGAGAAUUAAGGAUGGGGGUUGCAUGUUGUACUGAACUGAAGCAUCUUUCUGUAAAGGGUGAAUCUGACGCCAGUGUUUCGGGCGACUAUUAGCGCUCUGUAUUUCUACACUCACAUGAACCUGCUGGUCAAAGAAUUGGCAUCGCUGUUAAAAUAGGCUACAGAUUACGUGUGGUCACAGAAUCAGAAAUGAGAUAAUCCAUAAAGGUCUUUAAAAUGACUAAACAUACAGAACACUAAUAGACUCGCCUGGAGUCUAAUAUAAUAACUGCUCAAUUUAAAUAUACUAAUUAUGAAACGGUUAAUACUGAGAGUUGUUUGGCAGUGCAUAUUGCUCGACUUUUGUGAUUUUUCCCAAUUAAUAUAAAGCUUGGCUGUAGUAAUUGAGACCUAUUUAAUAGUUUGGGGUUAGAAUCUGUGUUUAUAUGGCACUUUACUAGAGUUCAGCACAAACCACAGCUUGUUUUACUCUCUAUGAGUAUGUAUGUAACUAGUACUGCAGUUUCUUGAACGGUUUAAGCUUCACUGCACAUGUUUAGGAUGCCAGUAUUCAGCAUCCGUAGCAAAUCGUUUGAAGUGAAUCUGCUUCACAUUGUGUUGUGUGCGAAGCCACAGGCCGUCCGUUUAUGACCGAGAGACUCCAAGUGUUACAUAGCAUACAUUCCUUGAUAUAUAAGCUAUGCGUUUAAACUCCUAUUUCAGGCAUGACGUGGUCUGAUGUAGACGCUAGAGUGACUUGAAUUUGUUUUGGAGACUCUUGAUGAGAAGUGCAAAGGUGCCAAAGCCUCUCAGCUAGUCUGUGAACACAGUAAGACAAGUGAAAGCAUUUCCUCUUCCUCCUCUUAGUUUUCUCUCCUGGCUUCUGAUUGGCCACAGAAUGGUACAGAUGUUGGAAAAUUCAUGUAGCAAAAGGAAAACUCAGUUAUGGUACACUGGUGCCAAUCAACUCUAAUAAACAAAAUGGAUAAAAAUA